Molecule: messenger RNA, 2332 nt
Organism: Eublepharis macularius
Lineage: Eukaryota; Metazoa; Chordata; Lepidosauria; Squamata; Eublepharidae
Gene: SLC35F2
Product: solute carrier family 35 member F2
Exons: 8
Coding region: 1-1197 (398 amino acids)
Biological process (GO): transmembrane transport
Cellular component (GO): membrane
Molecular function (GO): transmembrane transporter activity
Source: RefSeq, a predicted model, not a curated record
AUGGAAGGCGCGUCCUCUGCCGCGCAGGAGCCGAGCCCCCCGGCAGCGGCGGCGCCCGCGCCCCGCCAGACCUGCCGCGCCCGCCUCUUGAGCCGCUUCAAGGAAAAACUCUGCACCUGGCACGUUGUGAAAACGCUUGCCCUGGGUCAGAUGCUCUCCUUGUUUAUAUGCGGGACAGCAGUUACAAGCCAAUUCCUAGCCGAACGCUUUCAGGUGAACACUCCCAUGCUACAGAGCUUCAUCAACUAUUGCUUGCUGUUUCUGGUAUAUACAACAACUCUGGCGUGUAGGAAAGAUGGCAACAGCCUCCUGCAGAUUCUGAAGGGGAAAUGGUGGAAGUACCUUCUGCUCGGGCUAGCUGACGUUGAAGCAAACUACACCAUUGUAAAAGCCUACCAGUAUACCACGCUAACAAGUGUUCAGCUCCUUGACUGUUUUGGGAUUCCGGUGCUGAUGGCUUUAUCGUGGUUCAUCCUUCGUGCAAGAUACAAACUGAUCCAUUUCAUUGCCGUCGCUGUCUGCCUGCUGGGUGUAGGGACCAUGGUCGGGGCAGAUACAUUAGCGGGGAGGCAAGAAGGCGAAGGAAGCAACGUGGUGAUCGGAGAUGUCUUAGUCCUUCUUGGCGCCUCGUUGUAUGCCAUUUCGAAUGUGAGUGAGGAAUACAUUGUGAAAAAUCUGAGCAGAGUGGAGUUUCUAGGAAUGGUGGGCUUGUUUGGGACUAUUAUCAGCGCUCUGCAGCUAGGCAUUGUGGAACAUAAAGACAUAGCUAAUAUUCAGUGGAACUGGAAAAUAGCCUUGCUCUUUCUGGCUUUUGCCCUCUGUAUGUUUGGGCUGUACAGCUUCAUGCCGAUUGUGAUCAGAGUUACCAGUGCUACAUCCGUCAACUUGGGCAUUCUGACAGCUGACCUCUACAGUCUUUUCUUUGGACUCUUCUUGUUUGGUUACAAGUUUUCAGUGCUUUAUCUCCUGUCCUUCGCGGUCAUCAUGGUGGGGUUCAUCCUUUAUUGCUCCACGCCGACCCGCACCGCAGAGACGGCCGAGACCAGUUUGCCACUGGCAGCCAGCACUGGAUUUGACAACCUUGCCUUGAAAGUUGAGGAGAACCAUCUGGAUGUCGCAGCUGUCUCACCUGCACAGCAUAGCAGAGAAGAAAGCGGAGCAGGGGAAGCACUGACUGCUGAACCACCAGCCUUGUGAAAUCAAGAGAAUGCUUGGGUUGCCGGAAUGACUUGGAAAUGUCAACAAGUGAGAAAAUGGACAUUAGACUGUACGAGGAGCCAGAGGGAGACCCGUUGUGGAAUUUGCGCUCUUGCCAAAGGUUGGAAUUCCACCUCAAGAUAGUCAGGGUGAGAUCCUUGAGUUGAAUAAUCUGCAUUAAGUUACAUUCCCAGGAAAUCUGGACUUUUGAACUGUCAGAGGAAUGAGUAAUAGACAUGGCAGGAGAGAGGGGGGAAAGUCCAAUCAUUCUUUUUAGUAAGAACACAACUAAUUAAAAAAAUUGCUUUCCAAAAUAAAUAAGUUCUUCUGUUUCCAACGUUUACAUUUUCAAGGACUGCAGGAUUUUUUUUUGGCAAUAACAUGGUUGACAAAUGGAUAGAGAGGAAAGUGGAGAGAGGAUAAAUAUAGGCAAAUAAGAUACUGUGGAUGCGAUUAGAAGGUCAGUGGGAAGAGAGGCCGAGUACAGUAAAGCAAGAGAAUGAGCAUGCACUCCUGAAUCCCCACCUCUGGACCACGGAAAGCCCUACACAAUUGCCUCUGUUUUUGUACUUUCUUCUAAAUACUGCCUUGAUGAGGACUAGACAUUAUUUUUAACGUGAAAUUGCUCACCAUAUUCUGCCACUGCAGAGUUAACAUGCAGAUUAUACGUAACAUGCAAUAAAUUGAAGUACAUCUUAACACUGGGGAGGCCGGUAUAAUUACACCCAGUUAAGAUGUUUCCAUCAAGCAUCUCUGAAGCAGUGAUGCUAUCAAAGCUGUUACUAAAUUAAAGGAUGUUCUGAGCUCUUGACUGAUAUUUCUGUCUUCCUUAAAUUGUCUCCUCCUUUUAAGCCACAGAUAUAAUAUGUCGUACUACUUCUGGGGUACAGUGUGUAUUUUUAAAAGUUUGUGUAGUGCAAAAUCUCUGCACCUCAGCUCUUUGAAAAUGAAAAGAUAGCCUCAGCGUUGCUAAUGCCACAGUACGUUGUUUACACACACACAAGAACAGAACAGUCCAUUCUAGACUGGACCAGCGGCUAGUUGGAUGCCAAAAGGAAGCCACAAGCAGUGCUUGCAUUUCAAUUAUCCUGUAAUCUGCCUUGAGUCUCAGUGAGAAAGAUGGAGUAUAAAUAAA